Cucumis melo (muskmelon) is the source of this 3116-nucleotide messenger RNA. RefSeq names its product 7-deoxyloganetic acid glucosyltransferase-like. Bases 833 to 2362 code for a protein of 509 amino acids. Lineage: Eukaryota; Viridiplantae; Streptophyta; Magnoliopsida; Cucurbitales; Cucurbitaceae. The record is from RefSeq and is a predicted model, not a curated record. Gene Ontology annotation, molecular function: UDP-glycosyltransferase activity. The transcript is spliced from 2 exons.
CAUGUUACGGUCCAAUAAUUUCAUAACUUCAGCUCUACACACUCUCUAGUCUCUCCUCUACCUCACUCUACUUCACGCUUACGGAGAAAAUUCCAACCUCCACUCCCCCACCAUGCCCAUCGCCAUACAAAAUUCUCCCACCCAUUUCUCUCAUUUCUUUCUCUCUCCGCCGAAAUCCUACCAGGUUCAUAUACUUUCUCACCCAUCUGCUUUAAUUUUCGACUCUCUCAUCGUUUUUAGGGUUAAUUCAUCUCCGAUCCUUUCCGACCCUAAUCCCAAACUCAAUUCUAUCGCUUAUAUGUUUUUGUCUUAUUGCUUUUCUCUCUUCAUUGACUUUUAGGUUUAAGAUUUUGUUUUGCAAAUUGAGGUUGUGUGAUUGAAGUUUGGAUCUAACCGAGGAUGUUUGCUUUAUUGGUCGAGUCUGUAGAUAGAUCAUGGUUGAAUACUUUAUUCGCAUUCUGAUUCUGAUUGUUAUAAAGACCCAUUCUCGGUGUUCAAAAGAAAACGAACUAUGAUGGGGGAAUCUUGUUUGCCUUCUUUACUAAAUAGCAUAAUCUGUUUUUGUCGGAGUAUCGUAAUCAUAUAUUUGGAAUUUAUCUCCUUCGAUCUGUUACCAUUUAUAUAUCUUUCUUGGGGUUUUUGUCAUCGUCUUUUUCGCUAGUUGUCCGCUUUUUUGGUUUUGUUUCGUCCCUAACUUUAUUUCUUGCCAUUUCAAUAGAAACCUUGGUGCUCGGGUUGUGUGGAGUGGAGGAGUACUAAGACGCGUGGUGGUAAUUAAUAUUGGUACUCCUAAUGAACAGAGAUAAUAAAAUGGCGUCUGCAAGCCUAGGAGAUGGGGGAGUUGGUAGUUCUAGGUCUGUCAAUGGCUUCAAGGGUUCAUCAGGAAAAUAAAAGCCAGCAUCGUGGGAAGUGGAGAAUCAUGGAGAACGAAGAAACAGAACCUCAUGUUCUGAUCUUCCCCUUCCCAGCUCAAGGCCAUGUCAACUCUAUGCUCAAACUCGCCGAGCUUCUUUCUCUCUCCGGCCUCCGUAUCACCUUCCUUAAUAUCCACCGAAUUCACCACAAACUCACUCUCCACACAAACUUUCAAUCUCGUUUCUCUCGCUUUCCCAAUUUCCAAUUCCAAACGAUCACCGAUGGCCUUCCCCUCGAAAAUCGCCCCAUCGGCAACUUCUCUGACUUGAUCAACAGUUUGAAAUCCAUCACCAAGCCGCUUCUCAAGGAGAUGCUGCUCUCCGGUGAAUUGGGUCCGACUCCCACUUGUAUAAUUCUUGAUGGGCUUUUCAAUUUCAUCUUCGAUGUUGACGCUCAUCCUAACAUCCCUGUUUUCAGUUUCCGAACUAUUAGUGCUUGUUCUUUCUCGGCUUAUUCAUUUGUUCCCAAACUCAUUGAAGAUGGUCAGCUUCCGAUUGAAGGGGAAGAAGAUAUGGAUAGAAUCAUCAACGGGGUGGUUGGGAUGGAAAAUGUUCUCCGAUGCAGAGAUCUCCCAAGCUUCUGCCGAUUGGAAGACCCAUUUGAUCCAAGACUUCAAUACGGCGUGACACAAACCAUACAAAGCUUCAAAUCCCACGCUCUGAUAUUCAACACAUUUGAGGAUUUGGAAGGACCCAUUUUGUCGUGUCUUCGAAGUCGGUGCUCAAACAUCUACGCGAUUGGACCUCUCCACGCCCACCUGAAAACCAAGCUUUCCAGUGAAAUAUCUCCGACGGCAUCAGAGUCCAAUAACGGCCUCUGGGAGGUGGAUCGAAGCUGCUUGGCGUGGCUUGACGCUCAGCCACCUAAAUCUGUUAUUUACGUUAGCUUUGGAAGCGUUGUAGUCAUCGAUGAUGACCAAUUGAGGGAGUUCUGGCAUGGAUUGGUGAAUAGUGGGAAGCGGUUUCUGUGGGUUCUGCGGCCCAAUUCCGUUGCCGGAAAAGAUGGGGUUCCAGCGGAGUUGGAGGAGGAGACAAAGGAAAGAGGUUAUAUAGUGGGUUGGGCGCCGCAAGAGGAAGUGUUGGCUCAUAAAGCCAUUGGAGCGUUUUUGACUCAUAGUGGAUGGAAUUCGACUUUAGAGAGCAUAGUUGCCGGCGUGCCGAUGAUUUGUUGGCCUCAAUUUGCGGAUCAGCAAACAAACAGCCGAUACGUGAGUGAAAUUUGGAAGAUUGGGCUGGAUAUGAAGGAUGUUUGCAACAGAGAAACAGUGGCAAAGAUGGUGAAUGAUGUAAUGGAAAAUAGGAAAAAUGAAUUGAUGGGUUCUGUUAUUGAAAUUGCAAAGUUGGCUAUUACAAGUGUGGAAGAAGGUGGAUCGUCAUAUUGUGAUUUGGAAAGAAUGAUUAAGGAUAUUCGAUUGCUUUGUCAACGACAGAAGGAGACCAUUGAUUGACACUUCAUUCUCUGUAUGUUUAAGCUUAUAAAUAUAUCGUUCUAGUUGAUUUAGCUAUGAAAACAUAAUUAUUGAAGAAGAUGGUUUACUUUGAUCAAUAAGUAGACGAUAGUAUAAACCAAAGUGAAAUUUAAACCACAGGAGAUUUUACAAAACAUGAUCAUAGAGUAAACAGACAUAGAAAAACAGGGAGAAACAUAGAACUUCAACCAGAGAUUUCAAUGGAUUUAAUUUCAGGCUUCUUCUCUUCCAUCUUAGGCACUGUCACCAUGAGAACUCCAUUCUCCAUACUAGCUUUCACCUCAUCGACUUUAGCAUUCUCAGGUAGCCUGAACCUCCUCAUGAAUUUGCCACUACUUCGUUCAAUUCUAUGCCAUUUGUCGUUCUUCUCCUCCUGUUCUUUGCUUCUCUCUCCACUGAUCUGCAGAACUCUUCCUUCUUCAACCUCAACUUUGACUUCUUGUUUGUUGAUUCCAGGAAGAUCGGCUGUGAAGAUGUGGGCUUGUGGGGUCUCCUUCCAGUCGAUGCGAGUGUUGGCAAAAGUAGAGGUUUCACGAGCAGAGGAAGGAAGGUUAGCCAGUGAAUUUGAGAAUGGGAAGCCUUGGAAUGGAUCCCAGACGUCUAAUGAAAAGGGGUCGAAGUCGUUGCUUCGGCGACCACGGAAAAAGCUUGGAAUGAGUGACAUGGCGGUGGAGGUGUUGGUUUGUGAAAAGAGGGUUGAGCGAAAUAUGAGUUAUUGCUUGGUGCUGAUGAU